CCUGGGGGCGGGCCACACAACCCCCUCGUGGGGUGAGGAGGGAACCGGUUGUUAAAUUUUUGGCAGCUUAUCACUGCGUGCGACCCGGAGCGAGUGAAGGACCCACUGCCGACGUGCCGAUGAAGACCCGGACUGCCACCAGAAACCUGUUUGUCAAGGCCACCGCUAGUCCUGCCCGCUGCUAAGCCAUGGUGUGUGGCUGCAAGUGAGGAGCAGGCAAAUACAGACUGCAAAGGAGGAUGAAGGGCGAGGAUCAUUGCACAGGAUGUGUUCGCUAGCCUCUCUGAGGAGCAGGAGGACAGCUCCGCCACCCUGUGCCCCCUGCCAGGGGCUCCUGCUUAGCAAUGUUGCCGGCGCUCAGCUGUGAUACCGGGCCCCCUUUGUGAAAGCAGCUGGUGGGAUCAUCUUUCCUGCAGCCCUCACAGCAAAUGGGCUUCAUGGGCGCAGCAGCUGGGGAUGGCGCCUUGCCCCACUGAGACCAUGUCAGAAGGGCUGCACAGGGAGCCAGAGCCAGACUGUCCUGUUUGCUGGAACCCCUACAACAACACCUUCCGUACCCCAAAGCUCCUGGAGUGCCAGCACUCUUUUUGCAUCGAGUGCCUGGCACACCUGAGCCUGGUGUCCCCUGCCCGCAACCGGCUGCAAUGCCCACUCUGCCGCCACCCCACAGUGCUCCCCUUCAACCAGCCCAUCACUGAGCUGCCCACCAACUCAGAUGUCCUGCGGCUGCUCAAACUGGAGCCCAACCAUAUCAUCCUGGAGGGCCGGCAGCUGUGCCUAAAGGACGAGCGGAAAUCACGGUACUUCCUGCGCCAGCCCAGGGUUUAUACCCUCAACCUGGGAACAGAUCCAGGGCCCAGGCUAGGUAGCUCCCAAGCUUCCCCUAGGCCGACCUCCAGCCCCAGCCGCUCUUCCCUUCGGCAGUGCAUCCGCCACCCCCAGUUCCGCAUCUUCGCCUACCUGAUGGCCAUCAUCCUCAGCAUGACACUGCUGCUCAUCUUCUCCAUCUUCUGGACCAAGCAGUUCCUGUGGGGUAUAGGCUGAGGGCUUGGCAAACCCCACAACUGGAGCUCAGAGUUCAACAUCUUCUCAGACAGCAAAAGGUGCCAGGUGACAUCAGCUACUUGGCAUCUGCUCUGGGCAGGGGAGCCCUCUCUGCACCCUCCAGGACCAUCUCUGCAGGCUCUGGCUAAUGAGCUCUGUUCCUGAUCUCUUCUCAGUGAUACACCCAGCCAUACUAGUGGUCUGGCUGCAUCCCAAGAGCUGGGGGCUCCCCGGCAGCACUGAGCAUUGUGCACCAACAGCAGCAGAACCUGUAUGAUGUUCUAGAACUGCCCCAUCAGCUGAAGCUCUUUGCUGCCUGUCAUGGGGUCUGGGGCCCCAACAUGAGCUCCAGGGCACUAUGGGAAUACAGAUGCUCAUAGUAGUGGGCAACAGGGCCAUUAUACUGAAUGGCCAUGACUCAAGAGGAGGGGAUGCUGCAAACCCCAGCCCAGGAGGAAUGAGCCAGAACCUUAUGGAAAGUGAAGAUUUCUACAGCCUCGCCUGUGACUCAUCUUCUUGUCUCUCCUGGGAUAAUACCACGGAUCUGGGUGCCACCAAGGACAACAUGCAGGCCAGGACAUUCAUGUCCACAGACUGACACCCCCUCCUCCUCUGCUCUCACCCCUCAACCUCACUUUCUUUUCCAGAGGCAAGAAAAUAAAUGUGAACGGUUUCCAUUUCCAUGGGGCAGACACGGAUUGCCUGAACAGAGAAAGCACCAGUGUCUGUCCUAUUUCCUUGUCCUGCCUCUGGAUUAAGGCCAGUGGGUUCAGAUUGCAGCAGCUCUGUUUGAAGGGCAGCAUGGGGAAGGCUGUUCCAACUCCUCAGGUUUGCACUGACAUGUGAUUCCUUGGCUGUGCCUGUUCUACACCAAGAUGGGCUCAGUAGCAGUGACAGUGUUCCCCAUUGUGUACCUGGCUGACAGCUGGCAGGAACUGCAUGGUACUCUCACUGUGGGUAACUACUUUAGUCCCCAGGAGUGCUCAGUAUCUACACAGCCUGAGCAGCUUUGUUUCUUUAACAUUUACUCCAUCAGCCCAUCAUAAGUUGUGCUUUAGUCAUACUGAGCAACCCUGGGCCUCGCUAAUGUGGAUGGGAGACCUUUAAGGAAGCAAUAGCCAUGAGCCAGUCAGGGGUCUCUUCCCUUUGCCUCAGCACUCAACCAGUGUUCUGGAGGUGCUGUCUUUACCAAGUGAGACCUCAGGUCCCAGGCAGUCAAUAAAGAGCAGGUGUGGCAGCCACUGGCCACAUGCCAGGUGGGAUAAUUACAUUCUGUUUCCUGCAGUAAGAGUUAUGGAAGUUUGGCCUCAUGUCCUUCCCCAGACUGUUGGGGAAGUUUACUGUGUGCUGUCAUGCAGUAGGUGUGUUUCACCUCAGAGUUGGCUGCAUUUCAGGGGUGGGAGCUGCAAUCCAAGAGGUAGGAACAUAGUUGCAGCAAUGCUGGAAUUCAACUGCCACAACUGGGGAAGGAAAGGGCCCCACUUUUAACAGUUUGUUCGGCCAUCAGAAAAGGCCUUGGCCUGCAGACAGUGUCAUGGGGAAGAGGGUGGAGCUUCCUUCUUGCUGCAGGCUGUACCCCACCACCCCAUUGGUGGCUCAAGUCUCCAUCAUAGCAGGCAAUUCCUGUUGAUGUGAGAAAGGGGGCAGGUAACAUGAAGAUGGAACCCAUCGCUCCUCUUGGCAUAUUAACCCAUCCCUUCUGCUGCAGAGACUGACAAGUCUGGACUCCCAUGUGGGGAACAACAGCCUGAUGGAUGGGGUGAAGCCAGGAGGAGAAGAGAAAAUAGAAGCUGGAGUCACUAAGGAAACUAUAAGGGACUGGAUGGCUUCGGAGUGGAGGCUGCUGGUUUGGAUCCAGUUGUUACCAUCUGAGAGCUGGCAUGGGCCUCUCUACAAUGAAUUCCAUGAUCAGCAGGCAGGUGGCUACAUUUAUUUAAUAAAGCAAGUCCUGCUAGGUCAGAGUCCAGCUAGACCUCAGCCUGUUCCAGCAGCAGCUCCUUCUGCUAGCACCUCUGUCUAAGGUCACUGUAGCUGAUGCAACCCAGAGGAGGGACAGGGCGGGGUAGCUGAAGGGAACUCAAAUGAUGUAUUGCUGCUCAAUCAAGUGAUUUCUAUUUGCCUGUAAACUACAGUGUAACCUUGUUUAAGGUACUGUCCAGAAAACCAAACAUCGGUUGCUUAGUAAAGAUGGAUCUUAAAAGAGCAAAUAAAUUGCACUGGAUAGCUCAGGGGAUAUUUUAAGUGGUGUCUCCAGGCCAGGGCUGACUAGAAGUGGUAGGACUUGUUUUAGGUUUAUAUGCAAUGUCUGUGCUGCACUUUGGCCGUAUGUUGCCACUACAACCCCUGGGCCCGAAAGAUGGCCACUCCUAGCAGAGUACGCACCAGGCAGAGAACAUGAAAAGGUGGUAGUAGCUAGACCAACUGUAAGAGGCCAAUCAAUUGAG
Molecule: messenger RNA, 3488 nt
Organism: Trachemys scripta elegans
Lineage: Eukaryota; Metazoa; Chordata; Testudines; Emydidae
Gene: RNF183
Product: ring finger protein 183
Exons: 3
Coding region: 457-1044 (195 amino acids)
Biological process (GO): protein ubiquitination
Molecular function (GO): ubiquitin protein ligase activity
Source: RefSeq, a predicted model, not a curated record